CCACCACACAGCACAGGACUUCAUUACCCGUCAGGCAUGUGAUCCGGCCGCGCUUGCGCAUAUGCACCUGUCCGAGACCCGGAAGCUGUUUGUGGUGCCGCGACUGCUGCCGCUUCCUUCUUUCCGUACCAGGCCCCGGCUGAGUGCACUAUGGGUCGUGUAAUCCGAGGGCAAAGAAAAGGUGCUGGGUCUGUGUUCAGGGCCCAUGUGAAGCACAGGAAGGGUCCAGCAAAGCUGAGAGCUGUUGACUUUGCUGAAAGACAUGGCUACAUUAAGGGCAUUGUAAAGGAUAUAAUUCAUGAUCCUGGUCGAGGAGCCCCUCUUGCCAAGAUUGUUUUCCGUGAUCCAUAUAGGUUUAAGAAGCGAACAGAAUUGUUCAUUGCGGCUGAGGGCAUUCAUACAGGACAGUUUGUUUACUGUGGCAAGAAGGCUCAGCUCAACAUAGGCAAUGUGCUGCCUGUUGGUACUAUGCCAGAAGGCACCAUUGUCUGCUGUCUUGAAGAGAAACCUGGUGAUCGUGGUAAACUAGCUCGUGCAUCUGGAAAUUAUGCCACUGUUAUCUCCCACAAUCCUGAAACAAAAAAAACCAGAGUGAAAUUGCCUUCUGGCUCCAAAAAAGUGAUCUCCUCUGCAAACAGAGCAGUUGUUGGUAUUGUUGCUGGCGGUGGACGUAUUGACAAACCUAUCUUGAAAGCUGGACGAGCUUAUCAUAAAUACAAGGCAAAGAGAAACUGCUGGCCCCGUGUCCGUGGUGUUGCUAUGAAUCCUGUUGAACAUCCCUUUGGAGGUGGUAACCAUCAACACAUUGGUAAGCCUUCAACCAUCAGGAGAGAUGCUCCAGCUGGUCGUAAAGUUGGUCUCAUUGCAGCCCGUCGAACAGGCAGACUGCGAGGAACAAAGACUGUGCAGGAGAAGGAGAACUAAGGCCUUCAGUUCACAAUUCAUAGAGAAAUAAAUCUUUUGAGAUUGA
Messenger RNA from Sphaerodactylus townsendi, 970 nucleotides. RefSeq names its product ribosomal protein L8 (gene RPL8). Gene Ontology annotation, biological process: cytoplasmic translation. The transcript has 6 exons. The record is from RefSeq and is a predicted model, not a curated record. NCBI's taxonomy places the organism in Eukaryota, Metazoa, Chordata, Lepidosauria, Squamata, Sphaerodactylidae. Gene Ontology annotation, molecular function: structural constituent of ribosome; RNA binding. The coding region runs from base 151 to 924 and encodes 257 amino acids. Gene Ontology annotation, cellular component: ribosome; cytosolic large ribosomal subunit.